Trichechus manatus latirostris (Florida manatee) is the source of this 4189-nucleotide messenger RNA. It is a transcript of the gene TNFSF8, whose product is annotated as TNF superfamily member 8. The transcript has 5 exons. NCBI's taxonomy places the organism in Eukaryota, Metazoa, Chordata, Mammalia, Sirenia, Trichechidae. Gene Ontology annotation, biological process: CD8-positive, alpha-beta T cell differentiation; immune response. Gene Ontology annotation, molecular function: tumor necrosis factor receptor binding. Gene Ontology annotation, cellular component: membrane. The record is from RefSeq and is a predicted model, not a curated record. Bases 1 to 831 code for a protein of 276 amino acids.
AUGGGCCACAAGCUGCUAGAGAAACAAACUGAUCUGAACAUCUCAACUCCUCAGAAGGUUCUGAGUAAAAACAAAGGGCGAUUUUCCCCCUUGUCAGCUCUUCCCUCCCAGGACAUUAUACUGUAUGCAAAACUGGUGACUCAAGCACUCAACAGCGUGGCCCCUUCUCAAGACACAGCCAUGCAUGUGCCAGCAAGCUCUGUCGCCAGCCAUUUGGGAACCACGAGCCGGAGUUAUUUCUACUUCACCACAGCCACCCUGGCAGUGUGUCUCGUCUUUGCUGUGGCAACCAUUAUGGUGUUGGUGGUUCAGAGGACGGACUCCAUUUCCAGCCCACCUGACAAUUCCCCCCUUAAAGGAGGAAAUUGCUCAGAGGACAUCUUAUGUAUGCUGAAAAGGGCUCCAUUCAAGAAGUCAUGGGCCUACGUCCAAGUGUCAAAACAUAUAAACCAAACCAAGUUGUCUUGGAACGCAGAUGGCAUUGUUGAUGGAGUCAAACAUAAAGAUGGGAAUCUGGUGAUCCAGUUCCCAGGUUUGUACUUUAUCAUUUGCCAACUGCAAUUUCACGUGACUCAAUGCCCAGAAAAUUCUGUCGACCUGAAGUUGGAGCUUCUCGUCAACGAGAUGGUCAAAAAGCAGGCACUGGUGACGGUGUGUGAGUCUGGAGUGAAAACCAGAAAUAUAUACCAGAAUCUCUCACAAUUCUUGCUGGAGCACCUUCAGGUCAACACCACCAUAUCAGUCAGGGUGGAUAAAUUCCAGUUUGUGGAUACAGACACCUUCCCUCUUGAAAAUGUGUUGUCCAUCUUCUUAUACAGUAGUUCAGACUGAGCAAUUUUUCCUGGCCUUCAGGAAAAGAGAAACUCUCCACCAUAUAAUACUGCCUUCACCCAAACACCUGAACAAAAAAGAAAACUUUAGACCAAGACGGAAACCACAAAGAGUAUUAAAUAGAAUUCUUCUCCUCCUUUCUCUUGGAAAGAUACAGCUCCAGGGUUUAAAAGGUUUUGAGUGAAGUAUCUUUCAGAGAAAAUGCAGGGAAGUAGUGUUGUAUGGUGGACAGAGCCCCAUAUGGGAAUCAGAAAGGAUGGGUAUAUACCCAGCCCUACCACUAACUCACUGUAUGAUCUUGGGCCAUUCCUUCACCUCCCUAGAACUCAAAAUCCAUGUCUGAAAAAUGAGGGGGCUAGAUCUGAUCUUCCCCAAGGUCUCUUCCAUCUCAGAAGACCAGACUUUCUCAUUACAGACCUGUGAGCUGAGAUUCCACAUAGUGUUACGAAGCCCCCAACCAAAGAAAGGCCCCUAAACUUGUACAAAACUGAUGGUACUAGUAGCAUCGGGCUGCUGUGUACUUCAGCAGAGUCAGAAUAUGGGGACAAGGUUCAGGGUGCCUUGCAGAAAUGUAAGAACUGCAGGAUUCAAAAAUAUGUAACAGAAAGCACUGCCAAACUGACUGUUCAGAAAUCCAGACUCUAAAAGACCAUCUGGCUAUUUGGAAAACCAUCCAAUUGGGCCUGACUCUAUUCCAGUUAAGAUUAACAAUAAGUUGACAGCAGACAGUAUUGGUGUCCUGUCAGGAAAGGGCUGUGCAUUCAGCAAACACUCAAUCAUCAAGCAAUAACCAAGGCAAUGCAGUCAUUUAGCCAGGGAAUAGCUGCUGCCACCUCUCACAUGAUCUGUUUCUACUCCUUGUUUCAAAUAUCUCUCAGAAAACCAUUUCUGUGGAGGAUUUCUAAGUCCCCACAAAGCUGAAAAUGGUGAGGAGAACUUCUGAGGAAUGGCAAUCUCCUCUACUGAUUUGAGUAGCUAUGAGACUUCUCUAGCUACAUCAACCUUUGCAUCUCUCCAGCAUCUUUCGAGAAGCACCUUAUAUGUUUGAAAGAAGAGACUUUAACAAACCAUUUGAGUAGGUGUGAAAGUCCCUGAGGUUAUGCUUCAGUAAGAAGAGACAAAAGACAGACUUCUAACUUUCAUGCAAAAGAAUGGAGUGAAACUUGCAUUUUUCUGGAGAAGGAGAGAAGAGAAAAAACAAAAGGAAUAGGAAUCCAGGCAAGUUUGUCCAAGAAAAGUCUAGAAAAGAUUUAAAAGAAAGAAAAAAUGAGCAGUGGUGGUACAGAUGAGAUGGACUGGGGAGAAUAAAAAUGUCCAAGAGAAGUUUGUAAGUUAUUUGCUGAACGGUGUACAAUGUUAACCUUCUUCUUGGUCUCCUCCAUGAAAUAGUAAAAUCUACAUUGUUUUUAAUGCUUUCUGUGAGUAGUUGCUCCGACAGGAGUGGGCAUUUAAAGAGGUGUUGAAUUCAGCAAGCCAAGUGAUAUGUGGUGUUUAAAAAACAAACAGACAAAAAAAUACUUGACUGGUUUCGGGGACCCAAAAAUUAGAGAAUAAGGGGACAUCUGGCAUGUGAGUUAUGCUCUAGCUGUGUAGAAAAAAGGAAUCUUGCUUAAACCAACUCAUGCAUUCUUGAAAAGGUAUACAAAAUUAAGUUUAUGUAAUCAAAAGGAAAUUUUCUACCAUCUCACAAGUUAAUUCCAGAAAGAUUACAUUUUACCCUUUCACCAAGCUUCCUCUGAGCGGAGGUACCUGACUUCCGCACUGUUAAAAAAAAAACAAACAAACCCAUUGCGGUCAAGUUAAUUCUGACUCAUAGUCAUGACCCUAUUUAGGACAGAGCAGAAUUGCUCCAUAGGGUUUCCAAGGAGCAGCUGGUGGAUUCAAACUGCCAACCUUUUGGCUAGCAGGCAUAGCUCUUAGCCACUGAGCCACCAGGGCUCCAGUCCCUAUUCUCAGUCUCUGUCAAGAAAUGCUCCAAAAGCCAGCAGGUGAAGACACAAGGGGGCACAGUAGUUAAAGGUACCCUGUAGUAAAACAAAAAAUUUAAAAGAGAAUAAUCAUUAAUAACUCAGCCAAUAAGUACCUAUGGGGUAGACAACCCAGAGGAUUUAAAACAAAAUUUUAUUGUUCCUUAUGGCUUAACUAGCCCCUGGAAAUGUUAUGAGUAAUUGACACCAUCUCUGCAAGUAAAAUAAGUCAUUUUCUAACUAGGAACCUGGGCUACCUGAAACCCACACCUCUGAUAAAAACUCAAAUUGAGCUCACAGACUCUUUGCUCUACACACAUCAGAAUACGUGCAGAACUUGUAGAGGUAGGAGAUGUGUGAAUUAAUGAAAAAUAACAAAUCAGUGUAGGCUAAAUGUAUUCUUGCCUUUGGAAAAAUUAACGUAGCUUUCUUUCUCCACAUUCUGUAACUUUUUCUUCACCUGGCCUCCCCAUCACCUGCUAGUCUUCUAUCCAAUUCCUUCUUGAAUCCCCCAGUCACAGAAAGGUGGCUCAGAGAAUGGCCCAAUAACCCCUGAGGGUUUGAUGUAAACAGGCAAUCCAGAGAGGAAGUGCUGAGGGAAGUUGGGCUAAUUUACCAAACAAGGGAGACUUCCAGAAUUACUGGAAUACCACUGAUUACUCUGGCACCAGGAGCCCUGGUUGCACAGUGGUUAAGCACUCAGUUGCUAACUGAAAGGUCAGCGGUUCAAACCCACCAGCAGCUCCACGGGAGAAAGAUGUGGCAGUCUGCUGUCAUAAAGAUUUACAGCUUUGGAAAUGCUAUGGGGCAGUUCUACUUUGUACUAUAGGGUCACUAUGAGUUGGAAUCAACUCAACGGCAAUUAUUCUGGCGCUGGGGGACAAAACCCUUAAAUUAAAAGAAUAGAGAAGUCAGCCAACGUCUUCUCUGGAAAGGUCCUGAGAGAGCACUUAAGCCAACGUUUGAAUGGAAGCCCAAAAGGGGGCAGGGACUUGUCCAAGUCCUCACUUGUAAUCAGUAGCCCUGCCUCCUGACUCCUCCCCAUUAUUUCCCACCAUGCUCUAUUAAUCUCCUCCUGUAGCCUUUCUGUAAUUCCACAUGUCAGCCCUACAUUGAAGCAGUCCCCAGCAUUCAAGGAUUUCCUCUACUCCUCCUUCCCCUGCCCCACCUCAAUCCCAUAUAGAUUCAGUACUGUGACCAAAUCACAGAAAAAGAGUUAGGGUCCCACUAUAUAAAAUCUCUGUCUCUCAGAAACUGAAGAAAUAUAUGACAAAGCCAUUAUUUUUUUUCCAGAAAAAAAUUAAAAGUUUGUUGUCUAAUUUGAGAUUAUGUGUAUGCAUGUCUGUAUGUUUAUAUUUAUAUAUAUGUGCAUAUAUGUGUGCAGAGCCUGG